This is a messenger RNA of Prorocentrum cordatum, 549 nucleotides long. NCBI's taxonomy places the organism in Eukaryota, Dinophyceae, Prorocentrales, Prorocentraceae. The record is from the annotation of a GenBank genome assembly.
AUGUACGGCCUCUUCGUGUUCAGGCACCUGGACGAGAUGAAGGCCAGAGGCGCCAGCGGCAUGGUCACCAAGUUUGUCUUCGCGGCGAGCGAGGGCAUCGGGGCUUCCUUUGGCUUCUUCGCGUGCACCAGCAUCAUCUUCUUGCAGCUGUUCAUGCUCGCGAUCUGGCAGUACACCAGGACCUCGCAGGAGCAGAGCGACGAGGAGAUCAAUGAGAAGAAGCUGUUCGCCGCCGGGUUGGAGGCCCACGCGGGCUACGGCGGUGUCCCGGCCGCGGCGCCGCCGGCGCAGCCCUGGCCGCAGGCCGAGCAGGUCCUCUACGUCCCCGGCGGCGCCGCGCCGCAGCAGUGGGAUCAGCCGCCCACCGGCUUCGGAGGCGCUGCCGGCGCGGUGCCGGCCCAGGCAUGGCCCCAGGCCGGCGGCCCCGCGCCGCAGCAGUGGGACCAGCCUGCCGGGCUGCUGGCCCCCAGCACUUACGAGAGCCAGCCCCUGGAGAUGCGGCGGGGGCAGACGUACAUGCCCGACGUCCCGCCGAGCAACGCGGUGUGA